Molecule: messenger RNA, 453 nt
Organism: Aspergillus oryzae RIB40
Lineage: Eukaryota; Fungi; Ascomycota; Eurotiomycetes; Eurotiales; Aspergillaceae
Exons: 5
Coding region: 1-453 (150 amino acids)
Biological process (GO): intracellular protein transport; vesicle-mediated transport
Cellular component (GO): plasma membrane; cytoplasm
Molecular function (GO): GTP binding; GTPase activity
Source: RefSeq, a predicted model, not a curated record
AUGACGAAAAUCAUGAUGGUUGGUCUAGAGGGUGCCGGAAAGACCACUAUUCUGAAUGAGUUGUCAGAAGACAUCUUCCAUGAUGGGCAUAAUGGCGAUAGUAUCCAGUACGACGAUAUGGAACUGAUUUCGUGGGAUGUUCCUCGUCGCUGGGGAAAUAAUCUUUCGAUAUUGAAGGAAUUAUUUUUUAGUGAUCGCGAGCUUAUUAGCGAUGCUCGGGAAGAAUUGCAACGCUUGCUGAAUAAAGACGACUUCAGGGAUGCUACCCUACUUGUUAUGUCUAACAAAAACGACAUUUCUGGUGCUAUGAACACGGCUGAGAUCACCAGCCAUCUUAGUCUUUCAGGUCUUACACACCGCAAUUGGUAUAUCCAGAAUACCUGCGCUACUACUGGCGAUGGUCUCGAAGAAGGUCUUGAAUGGCUUAAUGCCAAUAUUCAUCGAAAGCAUUAG